GUCAGUGAUUCGUGGUGUUGCCCCUCCCCCAGGGAUGGCGAUGUUUUGCCGGAAGCGCUCGUACGCGGCGUCCCCGCCGGCGGGGGAGGUGACGGUUAAGCGGAGCUCUUCUUGCCCUCAGUCCUGUAAGCCGGUGUUGCCUCAGCGCAGACACAGAGAACGAUUGUUAUUUAGAAUAUUCCGGAAUACGAAGCCGGGGAAACGCAUCUACAGAGGGAAGUGGAAGUCCUACGACGACGUCCGGCCCCGGCCCCUCACGGAUCAGCAACCCGGGGCCUUGCCGCUCAUAGAAGAAGGAUCCGAAAUUUUUGACAAUCCUGUGUAUCUGCCUCCUGGAGAUGAGACCCCUCUGUGUUCUCAGCCUAUGGACUCCUUGGCACUACCGAAUACCCCAAACAAGGCAUUGGACCACCCUUCCAGUGCCUCCCCCCUCAUCCAGGACCCAGGGAAGAGGAGAGAGGAGGUUACAGAACUGACAGUUCCCACCCACCAGGAGCCAAGGGAGCUGGAGGUCCCAGGACAGCCACUUCCCACCCAUCAGGAGACACAGGAGGUGAAAGGAGAGAUAACUCCCACUCCCAAGAAGCCAAGGAGAUGGCGGGUCUCGGAACAGGCAGUUGCCACCCACCAGGAGCCAAGGACACAGGAGAUCUCGGGACAGACAGUCCCCACCCACCAGGAGCCAAGGAAGCUGGAGGUCUCAGGACAGCCACUUCCCACCCAUCAGGAGACACGGACACAGGAGGUCAAAGGAGAGAUAACUCCCACUCCCAAGAAGCCAAGGAGAUGGCGGGUCUCAGAACAGGCAGUCGCCACCCACCAGGAGCCAAGGACACAGGAGAUCUUGGGACAGACAGUCCCCACCCACCAGGAGCCAAAGGCACAAAUCUUAGGACAGACUGUCCCCGCCCACCAGGAGCCAAGCCUGUUUGAGAGACUGAUGAGGAAAGGGUCGUACCGUCAGAGGCAGAAGGGGUCCAAAUUUGUCCACACACAACCUCUCUAUCAGGACUAUUGUGUGCACUACACCAAAGGAGGUCCAGGCCAGUCCCCCUUCAUCCACUCUGUCAACUCCUCCCUGGCGUUGGCUGACAACACUUCCCCAACUUUGCCUAGAAGUUACUCCAGCGAUGGGACUCCCCGUCUCUACACAUCUUCUCUGUGGCAGGAGCUACCAGAAGUGAAGGAGAGAGGGAUCACUAAAACCAUGACCAUGCAACGGAAGCAACUACAGGAGGCAAUGUUCGAGGUGGUGGUAUCGGAGGCCUCCUACCAGCGCAGCCUCUCCGUAGUCAUCAAUCACUUCCAGAAGUCCAAAAGUCUCUCCGACUGUCUCGUUACCUCUGACAAGCACACCCUCUUCUCCAACCUCCCCAGUGUCUGCCAGGUCAGCGAGAGGUUCCUACUGGAUCUAGAGGAAGGACUGGAGAAGGACGUCUUUCUGAGGGACCUCGGAGAUCGGGUCCUGAGACAUUGUUCAGUCUUCCACCGAGUCUACAUUCCCUACGUCACCAACCAGAUGUACCAAGAGAAGCUCAUGCAGCAGCUGGUCCGAGAGAAUGGAACGUUCCUUCAGGUUCUCCAGCAGUUGGAGGAGCAGCCGGUUUGUAAGAGACAACCCCUGAAAUCUUUCCUGGCCCUCCCCUUCCAGAGGAUAACCCGCCUGAAGAUCCUCCUGGAGAACAUCCUGAAACUGGCGCAGAGUGAUUUCCGGCUGGUGUCCUCCAUUGGAGACGCGGCGUCGGCGGUUGGCCAGAUCGUGACGCAGUGCGAUGAGGGGGUGCGCCGCAUGAUGCAGACCGAGGAGCUCGUCCUUCUGGAGAAACACAUGGACUUCCAGAACACAAAGGCUGUUCCUCUCAUCUCCAGGGGGCGUGUCCUCAUCCAGCACGGAGAACUGAUCCGGAUCUUCUUCCAGGAUCCGGGAUCCGGUCACCGCUCCGGUUUGACCACCAAACCCAUUUACCUCCAUCUUUUCAGCGACUUGCUGCUCUUGUCUAACAAAACAGACACAGGGCGCUUCUUGGUGACGGAUUACGCCAGACGCGGACGGGUGACGGCCGACCACGUGAAAGCCAAAGCUCUGGGUCUUCCCAGUGAUCUGGUGUUCCUCCUCCGCCUCGCGCACAACCACCUCGGCCUGAGCUGUGAUAUCGUCCUCCAGGCGCCCAGCGAAGAGGAGAAGGAGGAUUGGAUCGCACAGAUCACCUGGCAGAUGUCGCAGGGGGCGGAGUCCUGACACCCGCUGAAGAUGAACACAAUUCUGGGUUAUUUGGAUCGAUGGGAAGAAUCAGAUACGGGUGACAUUCCGCUUCAUAGAUUAAACGAUCGAUCUUUUUUUCCAGAUUUUUUUUUCUUUCGAGGUCGUGACCUUUCAGACUGUCGGCAUCUCCUGGGUCAGACAUGGGGGUGACCUGCACUGCCGUCUGUGACUUUUAAACAACCAAUCAGGACACAGGAUUUGUUCACUGCUAUGACAGGUCCUCCUUUUUUUUGUUUUUUUUUUCUGGGGUCACCAUGGGGGGAAGUGAGGGAUGGGGACACCCUAAUCUUUCCGGGGCCCCUCCCAGAAUAUGAAUAUUAAGUGAUGUAGAGUCCUUUCUUUCUUGUCCUUUCUUUCUUGUGACCUUCUACAGAAACGAUUGGUCUGCGUUUGUCCCUCCCCCUCAUAUGCCAGCCAAUGGGCACACUUCUGUUCUGUGAUCGUAUUGGCUGCACACAAUCACCGACCUUCACAAAUGGUAAACCAGCUACUAGUGGGGGCCAUCGAGGAACUACAACCCCCAACAUGCCCUGCCAGGAGAGGUGAUCUUUUCCCCACUUCCUGUCCUGGUGGUGAUGUUGUUACUGAGACAGGAAGUGAAUGAAAAUGUCGUAAACAACCAAAAACCAGCAUCGGGAGGCGCUCAGAACCGAAAAAGCUUUGACACUAGAAUCGCAUUUUUAAAAACAAUAUUUUCUAUAUGAUGAUGUUUGUGCGUCUUUCUGUUUUUUUUUU
Molecule: messenger RNA, 2998 nt
Organism: Rana temporaria (common frog)
Lineage: Eukaryota; Metazoa; Chordata; Amphibia; Anura; Ranidae
Product: rho guanine nucleotide exchange factor 19-like
Exons: 13
Coding region: 35-2239 (734 amino acids)
Biological process (GO): activation of GTPase activity
Cellular component (GO): nucleus; cytoplasm
Molecular function (GO): guanyl-nucleotide exchange factor activity
Source: RefSeq, a predicted model, not a curated record